Coregonus clupeaformis (lake whitefish) is the source of this 1839-nucleotide messenger RNA. Its product is annotated as extensin-like. NCBI's taxonomy places the organism in Eukaryota, Metazoa, Chordata, Actinopteri, Salmoniformes, Salmonidae. The transcript is spliced from 2 exons. The record is from RefSeq and is a predicted model, not a curated record. The coding region runs from base 1 to 1839 and encodes 612 amino acids.
AUGGUCAAUCUGAGGGGAGCAAGGGAGCAACGACUCACGGUCCUUUCGCCCUCCUUCCCCCAGACUCACGGUCCCUUCGCCCUCCUUCCCCCCCGACUCACGGUCCCUUCGCCCUCCUUCCCCCCGACUCACGGUCCCUUCGCCCUCCUUCCCCCCGACUCACGGUCCCUUCGCCCUCCUUCCCCCCGACUCACGGUCCCUUCGCCCACCUUCCCCGAGACUCACGGUCCCUUCGCCCUCCUUCCCCCCCGACUCACGGUCCCUUCGCCCUCCUUCCCCCGACUCACGGUCCCUUCGCCCUCCUUCCCCCAGACUCACGGUCCCUUCGCCCUCCUUCCCCCAGACUCACGGUCCCUUCGCCCUCCUUCCCCCCGACUCACGGUCCCUUCGCCCUCCUUCCCCCGACUCACGGUCCCUUCGCCCUCCUUCCCCCCGACUCACGGUCCCUUCGCCCUCCUUCCCCCAGACUCACGGUCCCUUCGCCCUCCUUCCCCCAGACUCACGGUCCCUUCGCCCUCCUUCCCCCCCGACUCACGGUCCCUUCGCCCUCCUUCCCCCCAGACUCACGGUCCCUUCGCCCUCCUUCCCCCCCGACUCACGGUCCCUUCGCCCUCCUUCCCCCGACUCACGGUCCCUUCGCCCCUCCUUCCCCCCGACUCACGGUCCCUUCGCCCUCCUUCCCCCCAGACUCACGGUCCCUUCGCCCUCCUUCCCCCAGACUCACGGUCCCUUCGCCUCCUUCCCCCCGACUCACGGUCCCUUCGCCCCUCCUUCCCCCGACUCACGGUCCCUUCGCCCUCCUUCCCCCCGACUCACGGUCCCUUCGCCCUCCUUCCCCCAGACUCACGGUCCCUUCGCCUCCUUCCCCCAGACUCACGGUCCCUUCGCCCUCCUUCCCCCCGACUCACGGUCCCUUCGCCCUCCUUCCCCCAGACUCACGGUCCCUUCGCCCUCCUUCCCCCCGACUCACGGUCCCUUCGCCCUCCUUCCCCCCGACUCACGGUCCCUUCGCCCUCCUUCCCCCAGACUCACGGUCCCUUCGCCCCUCCUUCCCCCAGACUCACGGUCCCUUCGCCCUCCUUCCCCCCGACUCACGGUCCCUUCGCCCUCCUUCCCCCAGACUCACGGUCCCUUCGCCCUCCUUCCCCCCGACUCACGGUCCCUUCGCCCUCCUUCCCCCAUACUCACGGUCCCUUCGCCCUCCUUCCCCCAGACUCACGGUCCCUUCGCCCUCCUUCCCCCCGACUCACGGUCCCUUCGCCCUCCUUCCCCCCCGACUCACGGUCCCUUUGCCCUCCUUCCCCCCGACUCACGGUCCCUUCGCCCUCCUUCCCCCCGACUCACGGUCCCUUCGCCCUCCUUCCCCCAGACUCACGGUCCCUUCGCCCUCCUUCCCCCCGACUCACGGUCCCUUCGCCCUCCUUCCCCCAGACUCACGUUCCCUUCGCCCUCCUUCCCCCCGACUCACGGUCCCUUCGCCCUCCUUCCCCCAGACUCACGGUCCCUUCGCCCUCCUUCCCCCCCGACUCACGGUCCCUUCGCCCUCCUUCCCCCCGACUCACGGUCCCUUCGCCCUCCUUCCCCCCGACUCACGGUCCCUUCGCCCUCCAUCCCCCCGACUCACGGUCCCUUCGCCCUCUUUCCCUCCGACUCACGGUCCCUUCGCCCUCCUUCCCCCCGACUCACGGUCCCUUCGCCCUCCUUCCCCUAGACUCACGGUCCCUUCGCCCUCCUUCCCCCCGACUCACGUUCCCUUCGCCCUCUUUCCCUCCGACUCACGGUCCCUUCGCCCUCCUUCCCCCCGACUCACGGUCCCUUCGCCCUCCUUCCCUCCGUUGA